AUGGCUGAAAGUCAUGAUAAAAAGAAGAAGAAGAACAAGGGGAUAUCCAACACAGUCAUUGCCCCUCUUGAGGAUGACUUGCCUGAGCAACCCACGGACCUAGUUAUUCCAGAGCUCGAAGAGUAUGCCCAGGUAGCUGAAUGUCCUUAUACGACUCCCAUCAUCACUCUCAAGGUGAACGACAACUACUACAGGAUUCCACAGCAGUACCUCCGACCAUAUAAAACUUUGCAAUUCGAACCGGAGGUUAUGCACAAUGAAUACUGGGGGAGUGAGCGCCAUUAUCACCGGCUGUGCAUUGAGCCGCAAAGUGCCCAUACCUUCAUUCAUUACUUGUACACUGGACUGUAUGAGACACUUAAAACCCCACUCAGCAUCCCUCAGUCAGCGGAAGACAUCCCCACAAUACUCAACACUCGUGAUAGAGAAGAGUUCCAGUGCGCAGCCUAUGUAUAUCAGGCUGCCGUUCGGUACGAGAUCCCAGGGCUACUAAGCAUGGCACAGCACUUUAUGGCCCGAUUUGCCGAGAGAUUGUCAAUAGACGAUAUUCUACGUGCCAUAAGAUGUGUGUACGGCAGCCUUCUCGAUGAACAUUCUGGACGCACGUGGCUUGAGGGUUUUGUUCGAGACCAGUUGAGAGUGGCAUUUAUAAAGAAGGAAGGAAAGCUGCGACAGAUCAUAAAGGACUUUGAGGUUGGAAAUAGUCGAAGUUUCGAUAAUUUCGUUGUUGAUGAGGUCUUGGCACUCUAUGAAAGGGAGCAAGACAGAAUGAGGAGCUUGGGCAAUUCAAGGGGAGGUCAUGAGCCUGUGCCUGAUCCUAUACUUGAGUCUGACUGUGAGCCUGAGCCUGCGUAUGAGCCUGAGCCUCCUCGUGAGCCUGAGCCUGCUUGUGAACAUGAUCCUGCUUAUGAGCUUGAGCCUCCUCGUGAGCCUGUGUGCGAGCCUGUAUGCGAGCCUGUGUGCGAGCCCGAGUUUGCGAAUGAGCCUGAGCCUGAGCCUGCAUGUUAUCCUGAGCCACUACUCGAACCCGAUACAGAAGUGGCGAUACCAGCUCCAGAACCGGAGCUAGAGCAAGAUCCAGAGCCUACUUUUAGGCGUAUCGUUAUAGCUCCUCAAAUAACAGAUAACCCUCUCUAUAACAACUGGAACAGUCUCUCCACCAAAGACAGGAAGAAGAGGGAAAAGAGCCUGAUCAAAAAUGGGCUUCCUAUCCCGGGUAAAGAUUUCGAAAUCCCCGUUCCAGAAAUAAACCCUGCUGUUCCAGAGCCUGAACCUGUGCCUCCGGCGGACCCCGAGCCCGAGCCCGCUCCCAGGUCCAGUUCAUCUUUUGGGUCUUGGGAUAUGCCAGUGGUGAGCGAUGAUAGAUUGACUGAGGCUCCUCCUCCUCCAGAGGCAGAACCUGAGGCUGAAACAGAACCCGUCACCAUGUCGAAUUCGUCUUUUGGGUCUUGGGAUACGCCAGCUUCAAGACAUGCUGGAUGGGGCUGA
This is a messenger RNA of Aspergillus neoniger CBS 115656, 1488 nucleotides long. RefSeq lists its product as uncharacterized. The transcript has 2 exons. The record is from RefSeq and is a predicted model, not a curated record. Bases 1 to 1488 code for a protein of 495 amino acids. Lineage: Eukaryota; Fungi; Ascomycota; Eurotiomycetes; Eurotiales; Aspergillaceae.